AUGUAAUACGUUGCUGCAUAUGCUUUAUUGACUUUAGGUGGAAAAGCAAAUCCUAGCGAGGCUGACGUAAAAGGAUUAUUGGCUGAAGUUGGUGUUACAGGAUCAGAUGCAGAAAUCAAGUCAUUAGUGGAAAGUUUGAAAGGAAAGUCAUUACAAGAAGUGAUAACAGAAGGAUUGAAGAAAGUAGGUACCCUUUCAUUGGGCGGAGGAUCAUCCAAAGCAUCAGCACCAGUUGCUGCAUAAGCAUAAGCAGUUAAAAAGGCUGAAGAGAAGCCAGUUGAAAAGGCUCCAGAACCAGAAGAGGAUGUCGAUAUGGGUGGCCUAUUUGAUUGAUAAAAGAAAUUGUACAUUAAACAUUAUACAUUAAUUUGUGUUAAAUA
Paramecium tetraurelia is the source of this 380-nucleotide messenger RNA. RefSeq lists its product as uncharacterized. Gene Ontology annotation, biological process: cytoplasmic translational elongation. Gene Ontology annotation, molecular function: structural constituent of ribosome. Lineage: Eukaryota; Ciliophora; Oligohymenophorea; Peniculida; Parameciidae. The record is from RefSeq and is a predicted model, not a curated record. The transcript is spliced from 3 exons. Gene Ontology annotation, cellular component: ribosome; cytosolic large ribosomal subunit.